GUUUUGGUCCUAAGUCCUUUUUAAAAAAAACAGGUUUGCGAAAAGGACUCUGGACAAGCUGCAUAUUUUAUAAUAAAAGCUGGUGCAACUUUACACCCAGGAGUGGGUGGGCUACUGGUUUCAGCUGUCCAGUUCUUUAUCCAGAGUAAACACAUUCUGCUUAUGGGCCUAUUUCUUUCAAAAUAGCAGAUCCUAUACUGCUGUUGUCAUGUAAGCUGCCUUGAGCUUUCAAAAGGCUGGAUUUACAUGUUUAUGUCCCUUUCACUAGACUGAACAACAACCUUUUUGCAACUUAGAAUAUACCUUCCAGGACUGCAGUGAUUAGAUGCAAUAAAACCACCAAUGAAACUGCUCAACGGAGUGUUGAAAUUAGACUUAGAUAGAGACAGCCCUUAUAAGCAUUACCUUUUCCUUUUUCAGGGAAAGGUGCCGGAAGAUUGGAAUCCACUCUCCCUUUGAAAAUUUGAAUUUUUAAAAAAAGAAAAGAGUCUGCAGGGAAUCACCGUUUUCCCCUUCGUCAUGUUUGGGUCCUCCCGAGGCGGUGUGAGGGGCGGGCAGGACCAGUUCAACUGGGAAGAUGUGAAGACGGACAAGCAGCGGGAAAACUACCUGGGGAACUCCUUGAUGGCACCCGUGGGCCGGUGGCAGAAGGGCAAGGAUCUCACCUGGUAUGCCAAGGGGAAGAAAGGAGAUGCGCCUGUCUCCCGAGAAGAGGAGCUGGCCGCUGUCCGGCGGGCGGAGGAAGAGGCCAUGAUGGCGGCCUUGGGUUACAAGAAUAUGAAGAAACAGCCAACAGGGUUGAGCAAAGAGGACCUUGCUGAAGUCUGCAAACGUGAAGGGACAGAACACGACGAGAAGAGUGUGGACCGGAUGGUGGGCCUGGGGAGUUCGAGGUGCGCCGGGGCCAGGAUGGUAUUCUCCAAAGAAGACAAAGAGGCCGCCAAGCUGGGCCUUUCCGUCUUCACGCACCAUCGGACGGCGGACGGCCCUGAGGUGAUGCCCACCCAGAGGAAACCGGAAGAGGCCGGCGGAGGAGACGCAGCGCAGCCAGAGGUCAGCAAGAAGUCCAAGAAGAAGAAGAAGGAGAAAAAGAAGCACAAGAAGGAGAAGAAGAAGGAGAAAGAGAAAGAGAAGCACCAUAAAAGGAGGGCCACGUCCUCCUCUGCCGCCUCUUCUCCCGACACCAGGGAAAGCAGGAAAAGGCGGCCUGCUUCCCUGCCACAGGGGCAUCCCUCCUCCGCCCGGCCGGCCGGAGCUGGCCUCCGGAGCAGCAAAUCCUCACCCUCCCGGGAAGACCACCGAGCAGCCGGCAGGCAGCACCACAAGCCAGCCUCUUCCGGCAGCCGUGAGGAGGGCUCUCCUUGCGGCCGGCGCUCUCCCAAGCUCAGACGAAGGGAAUGUCACCGCAGCAGCAGCAGCAGCCGGUCCCCGUCUCCCAGAGGCCAAAGCUUGGGGACCCCAAAACGCAGAAGGAGCCCGUCCCCCACGGCACUCAGAGCCAGGAGGAGGCACGACACGGAUUCGGACGACUGACGCUUCCUUCGAAACGGAAGAGGCCGGGGCUUUGGCUGGAAGAACCACCCCUCUGGCCACGGACUGGGUUUCUUUCUCGGCCAGCGCCCAUGUGCGCGGCUCCUUUGGAAUCCAGGUUGCCGCUGCCCCACUGGGCUGCCCUGGUAGCAGAGAUGGAAGGGGCAGAGCACCCACCCUCACCCACAGAGACGUCACCCUGAGGGCCCUGUUGAAGUGUGGAACCGUCGCUGCAUUAACAGCCUGAAGCAGCCUUCCCAGCAGGGUGCCCUGAAUCCUCGGGGCUGUCGUCUCAACCCUCUGGAGGGGUCACUCUGGGAAGGCUGCCGACAUUGAACAAGUUGAACCAAGUGUUUUAACAUACUAGGAGAAACCUUUGAGUUGCUCUUUUCCAGGCAGUGCGAGUGGCUAUGAAUGUCUGGAUCAGCUUCAUAAUAAACACCUUCUAAGAUUUUUUUUAAA
Varanus komodoensis (Komodo dragon) is the source of this 1992-nucleotide messenger RNA. RefSeq names its product chromosome unknown C1orf35 homolog (gene CUNH1orf35). The transcript has 8 exons. The record is from RefSeq and is a predicted model, not a curated record. Lineage: Eukaryota; Metazoa; Chordata; Lepidosauria; Squamata; Varanidae. Bases 520 to 1533 code for a protein of 337 amino acids.